Messenger RNA from Dermacentor albipictus, 1814 nucleotides. RefSeq lists its product as uncharacterized. Lineage: Eukaryota; Metazoa; Arthropoda; Arachnida; Ixodida; Ixodidae. The record is from RefSeq and is a predicted model, not a curated record.
UUCAGAGGACCAGAAGAAGACGACGUGCUCAUCCGUUGAGUGUUCUUGAGUCUUUCCUUGCAUUGGCGACGUCAGAAAUAGAAAGGGAACAUGGAAGGCACCUUUGCCGAGGGAACACGACAGUACACUUAUUAUGCAACCGGAGGGCAAGUCUUGUCAACUGAUCAGCCUCUAUAUCUGGAGACGCCGCUUCAAGUGUCCAAGACUCCCACCAUUGAGGCGUCUACGGAGGAGGAUGCAGAAGACUCGUCGAAAGCUGCAGUCGUGGCCGCCAUCUGUUGCCUCGUGCUCGUGCUGGCGCUUCUCUACUUCCUGCUCUACCUAAUAAAUUACGAUACCCAUUCAUCAGCAAAUACGUUCGAAGAUGACGAGGCAAGUCCUCACGAAGACUUGAAGGUGAAUAAAGAAAUCCCCAGUAGAAACAUCACAUCUAGACCAUGGAAGGACGGUGUAACGAAUGUUGGAGGGGCAGCGACCACUUCUACUUCUACUACGACCACUUCUACUACGACGAAUAGGACAACUACAACGUCUACGCCAACUAGCACUACGACUACGUCGACCACUACGACUACUACGACUACUACGUCAACAACUACUACCUCGACCACGACUACAACAAGUACUACUACGUCUACCACAACCACUACGACUACCAGUACCACCACAACAACGACGACUACUUCAACCACGACUACUACGACGACAACAUAUCGACCAAUGGACCCAACUUACGUUCGAAGGGAUCUGCGUGGCCUCUUGUGCCACACUUACGCCGAGGCCUUCCUCGGAGCCGAGAUACCGGGCAGCUGCGAUUUCGUCAUGGUCGACGUACCAGUGUCCUCACCUGAGCGGCAUCCCAUGUACUCGUACAUGGCGACGAUAAAAAUAAAUUCAGCUGGGCUCGAGGAGCGCAUAUUAAAGCACAUGAGAAGCGUACAAGACACUCCGCUCCUGCUGGUGGUCCAACGAAGCACACUUCGCGGCAGCCAUUUCGAGCCGCAAGCAGUGGUCAGAGGCCUGGUCCAGAAGGUCGUCGACAUGAAGGCGCACGGCAUUGCGCUGAGCGAUCGUCGGAUCACGGACGCCGACACGGCAGUCGUCUUGGAAGACGCCAAGGUCUUAUCCAAUGAAAUUCAGUCGUACCACGGCAUGAUCAGAUACGAUGUCUUCGCUGGAAAUCGUUCGGCUUUGAGGGCCAUGAUGCUGGGUGUGGCCAGCAAACCCUCAAUCACCUUCGUGUACCGAGUGUCUGGAAUCAGCCGCACGUUUACACACCUGUAUUUCGACAACUUCUAUUCGAAGAAGAUGAACGAGGAGAACUUGAGUUCAGUCAUAUACAAUGAUUUGAUACAACCCAUGAGCACACAAAUCGGCAACAAAUCAGUGGCACUAUCGAUGACCCUGAUGGCGAAGCAGUGCCCGAAAAACACCGUGACAACUUUCCAGACUGGAGUCGGCUGCGUUGACAUUCCUCUGAACCUGACGCACUUAUGCGCAAUACCUGCUGGCCAUAUCCAAUGUCAUCACUACUCAGCCAUGACGAGGCGUUAUGCAGGUGGCGCUGCCCUGACGGAAGACAUUUUCUUCGAACUGGAGCAAACCUUCGCAUCCAAGGUGUAUCUCCUUCUGAGCCAGCUGAAACAUGCGAGGGCAUCACCCGUGGCGUUUAUCAUGGAGCGCUACGACAUGGAGUUGCAGCGCCAGAUAAGCUUCUUCCACGUCAAGAAAAAGAAGAACGUUCUUUGCGCGGUCAGCCCAUUUGGUUUUACAAAAGAAACAAAGGGCGAACUAUUAAAGUUUUCAUAGCCACA